UGAUAGUUAUUUUGACAGUUUCUAGCAGUUAAAAACUGUCACAAAUUGCAUUACCCGCGUUUAACCGCCGGAUCUACGAUCGCGAAAAAUUAUUUGGGGUGGACAUUUUGUAAACGGUGGGAUUGAGCCCAAGAAAAUUCAAUAUUUGAUUUUGAAACCCCUCUCUCAAUUUAUGUUCGCCGUUCAGUCUCUCAGCCAUAGCCCUCGUUCUCUCUCUCAGUUCUCGAAAGCUCUCUUCAUUCUCUCAUAUUUCAGCGAAGUCGAUUCCGGCGAGCACAACCUGAACGACGGCAAGGUUAAUGUUGGGUGAGCUUUCUGGCUGGUGCUGAACUGGAAGCCGCUUUUUCCCGUUUCUCCGUUUCUUUUUCUAGGUUUCGUGUAUUAAAGGAAAGUAGCAGCAGCAACCCGGUUCAGGUGUUCCAAUGGCUGAACCGGAUGGUCUCAAAACCAUAUUAUCUCUUCCAUUUCUUAACAUUCUCCUAUUUAAUCGUUCGCAGCACCGCAACCCGUGAAGUGUGAAGAGAUAAUGAAGGCAGAGGCAAAAUGGCAGCAGCAACUUGUGCGGUUUCAUUCAGGAACAGCUUCGGUGUGAGUAAGCCCUCGGAUCUUGGGUUCGUCACCUCUCAGUUGAGCGGCCUCAGAAUCUUUAAAUUGCUACCCACACCCCUCACUCUCACUCCACCUCUCCCUAUCGUUGCCAGGAGAGUGUGUCCCUUCACGGGAAAGAAAUCAAACAGGGCCAACAAAGUAUCAUUUUCAAACCAUAAGACUAAGAAACUGCAGUUUGUGAACCUUCAGUACAAGAGAAUUUGGUGGGAAGCAGGGAAGCGCUAUGUAAAGCUUCGUUUGUCAACGAAAGCAUAUCCAUUGUACCUCACCUGUGUUGCUCAUGAAUCAAGUUCGGUAGCUUGGAAAAUAUUUAGUUUUUUCUGGAGUUGCUUUAAGUGGUUCUUCAGUGGUAUUGGGGAUUCAUGCGGAUUUGACAACUUCCCUAGGUUUGGUUUAACUCUAUUUAAGAACACUAUCAGAAGGAGUUGGAACUGUCUCAGCUGAAGGAACAGAUUGAGAAGGAAAAGGUAAAUGAGCAAUGUCUGGAAACUGGGACCACAAGAUGCGCGUGUAUAUAUUGCUUAGAUCCCACAUUGGCUGGGGGUCAAAGUAUGUCUUAUUUCAAAAAUCGUCCUUUGUUGAACUAGCUUUUAUGGUUUAGUUUGACCCAAUCCAUUCUCAAUUAUAUAUAUUUUUUGGUAUCAACUAUGUUAAUCGUUAGUUAGCAUCAAAAUAACAUUUCUCUGGGGCUUUGACACCUUUAGUUCACUAGGUAAAGAAAGAUUCUAAAUUCAUUAUGAUGGGCCUAAGAGUAAAUAUGAUACAACGACAGGAACAUGUGUGCAUGAAUGAGUGAUAGAGAGAGAUAGAAAGAUCGAGAGGUGACAUUAA
This is a messenger RNA of Cajanus cajan (pigeon pea), 1440 nucleotides long. Its product is annotated as large ribosomal subunit protein bL28c. Gene Ontology annotation, biological process: translation. Gene Ontology annotation, molecular function: structural constituent of ribosome. Gene Ontology annotation, cellular component: ribosome. The record is from RefSeq and is a predicted model, not a curated record. NCBI's taxonomy places the organism in Eukaryota, Viridiplantae, Streptophyta, Magnoliopsida, Fabales, Fabaceae.